Molecule: messenger RNA, 1176 nt
Organism: Rhodofomes roseus
Lineage: Eukaryota; Fungi; Basidiomycota; Agaricomycetes; Polyporales; Fomitopsidaceae
Product: TAP42-like protein
Exons: 6
Coding region: 1-1176 (391 amino acids)
Biological process (GO): regulation of signal transduction; regulation of dephosphorylation
Cellular component (GO): cytosol
Molecular function (GO): protein phosphatase 2A binding
Source: RefSeq, a predicted model, not a curated record
AUGUCUGACAUCCCGCUCUCAACUCUAUUUCACCGCGCACUCAGUGCGAUUGGAAAGGCAACGAAUAUGCCUACAGUGCAGGACGAGACUCAGGAACUCGUCCGGUCUACUGUCGCUGACUUGCGGACCCUGCAAUUGCGCACUACUGCGCUGUCUCUCUUCAGUGAAAACGAACUCCUUGAGGACAUAGCGACCAAAGACUUGGUGUAUCUGCUCGUGCCAUAUGCACUGGCGGAAGCCCUUGGUCGUGUGAGGACCGUGGAUCCGGAAGAGAGGUUGGACCGCGCUGUAUAUUCACAGCGAUUGUAUCGUACUUUCCUCUCGAGUCUCGAGACGUAUGGUAUCGUGCCCGAGCCGGAGAAGGCGCUGUACACCCAACCGGCCUCGUCAGUCGCAGAUGCUCAGAAGCGAAGGGAGCUGAAGAUCAAGCAGUACCAGAAGGAGAAGGAGAUCAAGACAAGGAUACAGGAAGUGCGCAAACGUCGCAAUCAUGGAGCGCCCGUUAGCGAGCCAUCUUCCGACCUCGAGCUCAUUGCUUCAUUACUCCCUGAUUCAUCGGUAAAGCCGUCUGGGCUUGAUGAUGACGACGACGAUGACGAUACGGAAGACAUUCUUCGAGAGGCAACUCUGCUCCUCUUGCGCCUCACCUAUGGCCAAGCGCAUGCUCAGCUUCAAAGCCUUGAACAAGAAAUUCGACUCCUCCGUAGCGCACCGUCUCGCCCUCUGGAAGCCUCCGAUGAUCCUCGUCGCUCGAAGGACCGAGAAAACAACGACAUGUGGAGGCUGGACGCACCUCUACCGCAAGGUGGGCCCGACGGGAAAGGUCCGCUAACCGAUUCAAGUGGAAAGCCUCUACGACCGUUCACGAUCCUGCCGUCAUCACCCAAUCGCGAGCAGCUCCGCCAGCAGGUCUUCCAUCCUGAUCACCGCCUUCCUACUAUGACCAUCGAUGAAUACCUUGAGCUGGAGCAGCAGCGCGGGAACAUCAUCACAGGAGGAGGCCCUGCAUCCGAGGCGCGUCUCACAACUAAGGAGCAGCUUGCCCUCGACUCUGAACAGGAUGGCGCGUUAUUUGGGGAAGAGAAGGAGGAGGAGAAACGCCAGAAGGAUGAGAAAUGGGCACAGUACACGGAUACCCAUCCCAAGGGCGCGGGUAAUACUCUCAACAGGGGAUGA